AUGGCAUCUCCGCUCCUCCCCCGGCUAGCCCUACGACAGUCGUCGCGACUGCUGGUCCAGCGACGCGCUGCAUCGACGACCUCCGAAGCGACACAAGCAGCCUCCAAGGGCGCAACCGCAGCGAAGGAGACAGCCCAGAGCACCGUCUCCAAGGCACAAGAAGGCCUCUCCAAGGUCACCAGCUCCGCCGGUCCAGCUUUGAGCAAGGCCGCCUCAUCUGCCUCGAAUGCUGUGUCGAACGUCGGUGGCCGCACUGGCGCAGCGAUCAACUGGGUGCAAGGUCUCAUCCCGCACGUCGUGUACUAUGGCAAAGUAGCUGGUGAGCUGGGCAGGAUCAUCUACACCGGCCGUGGCAUGCAGCCGCCGUCUACACAAACAGUGCAAUCAUAUCUCGGCCAGGUCACCAACGCCGUUCGCAACCCAGCCUCCCUAGGAUCGCAAGCUGCCAAGACCGCAGAGAAGUCCGCCGAAACUGUCAUCAACAACCCACAGUCCUUCCUCGCGCGAGUAAGGGAUCUCGAUGCAGCCACUCUGACGACCGUUGGUGUUGUUACCGCUGAGACCAUUGGCUUUUUCUCGAUCGGAGAGAUGCUUGGCCGCUUCAAGAUCAUAGGAUACAGGAGUAGCGGCAGCCACGCCGAGCACCACUAG
This is a messenger RNA of Fulvia fulva, 651 nucleotides long. RefSeq names its product ATP synthase subunit g, mitochondrial. The transcript has 3 exons. Bases 1 to 651 code for a protein of 216 amino acids. NCBI's taxonomy places the organism in Eukaryota, Fungi, Ascomycota, Dothideomycetes, Mycosphaerellales, Mycosphaerellaceae. Gene Ontology annotation, biological process: proton motive force-driven ATP synthesis. Gene Ontology annotation, molecular function: proton transmembrane transporter activity. The record is from RefSeq and is a predicted model, not a curated record.